UGCAACCGUCGUGCAAGAGAUUGCACACAAACACGCAUAAACUAAACCGGAUAUAUGUUUUAUCUCAUCAAUGUUGCAAAAAGAACACCAUUGUAAUACAUAAUAAACUAUAAAUAGGUUCAUGAGAAUAUACGAAAAUCAUUGAACAUAAGGUUAAACAAAUGUAUCUAAGUGCGUUUCAUAUGGCCGUAGAAAACUCAUUCAUAGACUAAGACAUGUACGAUAUUGGGAAAUCCCUAAAAAAGAUACAUAGCCACACUUUCGGUUUCCCGAACGAAUGGGAUCAACAGCGUCGGUAUAGGCGCUAGUAAUAAAUGUAGAAUACAAUUAUCAUCCUGGAUAUCACUGAAACAAACAAUAUUUGAAUGACGUUCAAUAUUGAAGACAAAUCAAUACUGGUGGACCGAAUAACUGCAAGAUUGUCCUCGUCACAAUUAUGGAACUGCUUGCUGCGUUAGCUACUGCAGCUGUUGGCCACAAUGGCGUCCGAUGCGACGUAUGCGAUAAAAGUCCAAUCAUCGGCGUCCGAUGGAAGUGCAACGACUGCCCUAACUAUGACAUGUGUUCCUCAUGCUACGAUAAAAAAUGGAUGUGGCACAAUAUGUCGCAUACUUUUAGAAAGUGUGAUACACCUGUUAAUAAUAUAUUCCAGCAGAUAUUAACGAAUGCAGGAUCUCCCAGCAGCCCCACGUGUGCGUCUGACAGCGACGCAGGUAAUGACUCUGACAGUGACUCUGAUAGUUGCGAGAUGGAAACAGCUAUUGUUCAUGAUGGUGUGGGAUGUGACGUUUGCAAAGUUCGUCCCAUCCGAGGGACCCGCUGGAAGUGCGCAGAUUGCCCUAACUACGACAUGUGUACAUCGUGCUACAAGAAUCUUAGAAUGAUGCACGAUACGGACCAUUCAUUUAAGAAAAUUAACAAUCCCGUAUCAACGGGAGCCCUGCUGGUCAAUAAUAUACUUUCAUCGCAAAUGCAUGAUGCGAAACACGCAGGAGUCGUGCAUACAGGUGUGAGGUGUGACGUCUGCACUGUAGACCCGAUCGUGGGUAUCCGUUACAAAUGCAGAGAGUGCCCUGACUAUGACAUGUGUUCCACGUGCUUUAAGGAUCUAAGGAUCAUGCACACCAUGUCGCAUUCAUUUAGACAUAUUACAUUACCUGGAAGUCUACCAGCUCCAGUGGAGGUAACCAGUACAAGAAGACUUCAAGCGCUACCAAAAAGCAUCCCUUCAACCAGUAAAGGAUCUGGUACGCCUCAUAAAGGUGAACGAUGUGAUGUCUGCAAUGUCUCUCCAAUACGGGGUACCCGCUGGAAGUGUAGGGAUUGUCCCGACUAUGACAUGUGUUCCACGUGCUAUGAGGAUAAAAGAAGAAUUCACGAUAUGUCGCAUUCAUUCGCACGAAAGGAACAUCCAACCAAAGCGUUAACAAAAGAGCAAAAGGGAGGACAUGGAGUACCAGCAACGUCGUCUUGUUUGCCUUCCCAUUGGAUUAUGAUGAAGCCUGAUCAAAACGAAAUCAAAAUUGAUCUUGCAACUGAUAGUGAGGAAUUUAUUACUGUGAUGGGCAAGUUCAUUCAAACGCUUGACAAAACAAUCGUCAGUAUACGCAGAGUUCAAAGCAAAUAUCUUUGGGAGUUUUACUUUUCCAAACGCAAGCAGAUGGCUUCUAUGAAAAUUGGAAAAAUCGGCGCGAACGAAAGGAAGCUCUUCCACGGAACCAAACCGGACAUAAUCCAAACUGUUUGCACUCACAAUCUCGACAUGCGUCUUGCCGGAACAAACGUCGGUGCGAUAUAUGGCAACAGAACCUAUUUUGCUUCGGCAGCAGAUAUGUCGGAUCGGUAUUCUACGCCUGGUCCUACAGCGGGUCACAAGUUUAUGUUGCAGUGUCGUGUACUGGUGGGACGCUGGACUAAAGGACAACAGGGAUUACGGAGGCCGCCUGAGAUGGACCGGACACCGGAUGGUCAGGUCAGACUGAAUGACAGCUGCGUGGAUGAUGUCCGAAAUCCGAGCAUAUUCUGCAUCUUCGACCACGUUCAGUACUAUCCGGAAUAUAUCAUUGAAUACAAAUAACUUAAUAUAACUAUUUACGAAUGAACAAAAGGAGUUUGCCCAUAUCCUGAUGUUUUACUGGAUCAUGCCUUGUGCUUAUCGGAAUUUAAAUAAUAAUUGUGCUUAUAUCCUGUAUAAUUUGAUUAUAUAAUACCUGAUUCUAUCCAUAUGUAUAUAUUCAAUAGCAUGCCAAUGGUAAACUGAUAUUUGUGGAUUCACACCAUUUAGUUAUAAUACAAGGAUUAUGUGUUUUAAUGUAGAGCAUGAUUAACUUUGUAUUUUAUAAGAUUUGAAGACAUUAUAUGUUUGUUCAAAAAAAUGAAAGGAAUAAUGUACGUGUCAAACACUAUUAUUUAUGAAAUAGAUGUACAUGUUAACACAUAUUUUGCCGGGGUUUCUACAUAGUACUAAGCAGUUAUUUAAUAUGAGUAUAAUUACGUUGCUUAUAAGUUGUGUAGUACUUAGAAUUCAUUUACAGUUGCCACCUACCUAAUAUGUGAGUUAUCCAUUGUUAUCGUGCAAUAAAUAAUCAAUAUGUUGAUUUAAUUGUCAUAUCCUA
This is a messenger RNA of Dreissena polymorpha, 2615 nucleotides long. RefSeq lists its product as uncharacterized. Lineage: Eukaryota; Metazoa; Mollusca; Bivalvia; Myida; Dreissenidae. The transcript is spliced from 11 exons. The coding region runs from base 437 to 2077 and encodes 546 amino acids. The record is from RefSeq and is a predicted model, not a curated record. Gene Ontology annotation, molecular function: zinc ion binding; NAD+ poly-ADP-ribosyltransferase activity.